Messenger RNA from Emiliania huxleyi CCMP1516, 1347 nucleotides. RefSeq lists its product as hypothetical. The transcript is spliced from 9 exons. The record is from RefSeq and is a predicted model, not a curated record. The coding region runs from base 1 to 1122 and encodes 373 amino acids. Lineage: Eukaryota; Haptophyta; Isochrysidales; Noelaerhabdaceae. Gene Ontology annotation, molecular function: catalytic activity.
AUGCUUGCCGCCACCGUCGCCUCCCUAGGCGUCACGAUGCCUCCCGUGUCGCCCACCGGCCUCCAGAAUCGCAUCUGGCGCUGGCGAGGCUUCGACGUGCGGUACCAGUGCCUCGGCGACGAGCGUGCGGACGGUCCGGCGGUGCUAUUUGUGCACGGCCUCUUUGUUAACGCGGACCACUGGCGCCGCAACCUGCCCGCGCUCGCCGACGCCGGCUGCCGCUGCUACGCGAUCGACCUGCUCGGGUACGGCUACAGCAGCAAGCCGAACCCCCUAAGCGAAGCGGCGAAGGCUGUGAGCGGCGAGAACGGCCGGAGCCUCAGCGCGCCGGUCGCUGACCUUGGCACAGCCGGCGGCGGCACGCGCGAGGGGGUGGAGGUGGAGCUGGCUCACCCGGUCGCGGGCAGCCCGUACAACUUUUACACCUGGAGCGACCUGAGCGAGCAGCUCCUCGACUUUGAGGCGGAGGAGAGGAGCGAGCAGCUCCUCGACUUUGAGGCGGAGGUCAUCGGCGGCGACGAGCCCGUCACCCUCGUCGCAAACUCGAUCGGGUCGAUCAGCGCGCUGCAGGCCGCCAUCGACGCGCCCGCACGGAUCAACGGCGUGGCGAUCGUCAACCCAAACUUUCGAGAGCUGCACGUGAGCGAGCAGCCAGCCCUCCUGCGCCCCCUCCUCGUGCCGAUCAUCGAGGCGGUGCAGCGCACGCUGCGCGAGAGAGGCCAGCCGCUCUUCGACGCGCUCGCCAAGCCGGCGACGGUGCAGCAGAUCCUCAAGGAGCCGUACUUCGACGCGGACAUGGUGGCGGACGAGCUCGUCGACGUGCUGCUCACGCCGCUCCUCCAGCCGGGCAGCGCAGACGUCGUCUUCGACACGCUCUCCUACUCGGCCGGCCCUCUCCCCGAGCAGCAGCUGGCCGACACACGACUCGAGGCGCCCGUGCUCGUGCUGUACGGCGAGCAGGACCCGUGGACGCCUCCCGCUCGCGUGCGCGCGCUCGAGCGGUUCGCCGCUGUGCAGCGCGUCGUGCCGUUGCCCGGCGUCGGCCAUUGUCCGCAUGACGAGGCGCCCGGCACCGUCAACCCGCUCGUGCUCGACUUUGUGCGCGCUUGCGCCGCGAGGUGACGGCUGACGCGUGGGCGUGCGGCCUUGCGCGCCGGCGGUGGCGCACCCUGGAUUUGCGCCAGCACAGCGCACAGGUGCAGCAGCAGCACGGGCCCUUUCCCCGGCUCGCUCCUCGAGCUUGGCUCACGCUGAGAAAAAUUCUGAAACGGCGUGCGGCAGAGUCACCGACGAGUCGGUCCGCGUGCCUCCUCGUGUUCCGUACCGUUCUCACAGAUCCAUAAACUC